Molecule: messenger RNA, 2543 nt
Organism: Astyanax mexicanus (Mexican tetra)
Lineage: Eukaryota; Metazoa; Chordata; Actinopteri; Characiformes; Acestrorhamphidae
Gene: cmasa
Product: cytidine monophosphate N-acetylneuraminic acid synthetase a
Exons: 8
Coding region: 365-1660 (431 amino acids)
Molecular function (GO): N-acylneuraminate cytidylyltransferase activity
Source: RefSeq, a predicted model, not a curated record
AGUAACGUUUCUAAACUAUAAUAACAAGAGAAACGCGUUUUUUGAUGUAUACUUUUCUAAGGUUACUUUCCUGCUCGUGUUAAAGGGGAGUUAAAUUGCAGCCCGAGGCGGAUACACGGUAACGGGGCUGGGCGGGCGGCGGGGUGUUUUUUAAGGAGGCUCGUGUAUUCGGUGCAGUACGGUAAACGCUGUGGGUGACGCUGCACUGUGGCCGCGCUGUGUGUCCGCUGUAGUAAGUACUCUUGUGGAGAUUCCAGAGCGCAGGGCGGAGUCAGCGUUUCGGUUUUAGGGCUGUUGAAGCGGUUUUCGGGUUAAAACCCGUCCCGGACUCUGCGUGUCAGCAGCGGGAGCGCGUGUGAGCGGAAUGGCUACUAAACGUAGAGGCGAGCAGAGCGCGGAGGAGCGGGGCUGUAACUCCGUUAAACGGAAGCGAGCGGAGAGCGGCGCUGAGCGGGAGAGACACACGGCCGCGGUGAUCCUGGCCCGCGGCGGCAGUAAAGGCAUUCCCCUCAAGAACAUCAAGAUGCUGGCGGGGGUCCCGCUGAUCGGCUGGGUGAUCAGAGCCGCGCAGGACUCCGGAGUUUUCCACAGUAUUUGGGUGUCCACAGACCAUGACGAGAUUGAGAGGGUUGCAAAAAAGUGGGGAGCACAAGUGCACAGACGGAGUCCAGAAGUGUCCAAAGACACAUCAACCUCCCUGGAAACCCUUCAGGAGUUCUCCAGACUUAACCCAGAUGUGGAUAUAAUCUGCAACAUCCAGGCUACCUCUCCAUGCCUUCACCCAUGCCACCUGAAGCAGGCCGUGGAGAUGAUGACAGGGCAAGGAUACGACUCUGUCUUCUCUGUUGUUCGCCGACAUCACUUCCGUUGGCAAGAGGUGAAAAAAAGAGAAAACACCUUCACCAAACCUCUGAACCUGGACCCAUCGAGGAGACCCCGACGCCAAGACUGGGAUGGAGAGCUCUGUGAGAAUGGAUCCUUUUAUUUCGCCACCAAAGAGCUUGUGGGCAAUGGACUUUUGCAGGGAGGAAGAAUGGCUUACUUUGAGAUGCUGCCUGAGUACAGCGUUGAUAUUGAUGUUGACAUAGACUGGCCUGUAGCGGAACAAAGAGUUCUGAGGUUUGGUUACUUUGGCAAAGAUCAGCCGGAGCUGGUGCGGCUGCUUCUGUGCAAUGUGUCAGGCUGUCUCACUGAUGGACAGCUCCAUAUGUCUGUGGGUGGACUGGAGAUGGUGUCCAUUCACAACAGGGAUUUGGCUGGUAUCCGCAUGCUUAAAAAUGAAGGCAUGGAGGUGAUCCUUAUCUCCUCCAGUGACAACCCAAUACCAGUGGCCUUGGCAGAUAAAUUGUCCCAGCAAACAAAAUGUGAACUGAGACAUUUUAAAGAGCAAAAGCAAGUGGAGGUGGAGAGACUGAUAGUGGAGAAGAAUCUGGGGUGGAAAGAGGUGGCUUAUCUAGGAAAUGAUGUGCCAGAUGUGGACUGCUUGAACCUGGCCGGUAUAAGUGCUGUGCCCAUGGACUCCCCUAUGGUGGUGCUAAAUGCUGCUAAUUACACAUGCCAGUCACGGGCAGGCCACGGAGCGCUCCGGGAGUUCAUUGAGCACAUUUUGCAACUGAAAAAGAGUGCCCAGUGCCGGUCUGAAGUACAGUCACCAAUGUGAAGCUUACAUGGAACCAAAAGUUACAGAAGCGUUUUAUUGCAAUUAUGCCAAUUUUAACUUUGUUAUAAACAUUAAUGAAAAGUGUAUUAGGUACUAAAAUUGACGGAAUUAAGAAAGUAAGGUCACAUAGGUUCUGAAUAAUCCUCUGUACAUUGUUUAGAGAUUCUGUUUUAGGUCUGAUUAUGAUGAUGAUAAUAAUAAUAAUAAGUCAUUAAUGAUUUUUUUUUAACGAAGUUUAUGAUUUUACACAAAUGCUGACAGAUCAAUCCUACAAAUUAUUUUAUUUCAGAGUUUUUGACUCUUUUACUUUUCACAAGUAUCACAAUCAGUCUUCUAUAUUAACACUAAUGAUUUAGGUCAAACAGCAGUUUUAUGUUUAUGAUGUAGGCUACACUUUUUAGGUCAAAGAAGGACUCUUGACUGUUACUGUUCUGAUCAGUGUUGAGUUGAAGAUACUGAAUCCUGAGUUCAGUGUUACAUUGUUAAUUUAUUUUGAAUAUAUGGACAAAUCUACUAUGCAUUGUUAUUUGUUACAUGUAAUUUUUUUUUGGACCGUGAUUUCUGUUUUGUUGUUGCUUUGUUUAGAACUAAUCAUAUUUGUAUUCCUUUUAUUUUCUUUUAUUAUAUAUGUUUUGUGAAAUGAAUCAUGUGAUCACGUUGAAUGUGCAUUAGGAUCAAUGGAUGGAAGCAACACUCUCUCACACACCAAAAGUUCCAGAUGUGGGUCAAUAUUUAUAUUAAACUGAUCUUUAUAAGAGUGAUUGUAUGUAUUACUCUCAAUGUCACGUUUCCUGUGUUUCAGUUUUCUGUUAUUAUUGGUUUCUGAACUGUGAAGAACUCAUGCACACUCAUUAAAACAGGCUCUGUACAGAUGUAAAAAUAA